This is a messenger RNA of Pseudogymnoascus verrucosus, 2460 nucleotides long. RefSeq lists its product as uncharacterized. NCBI's taxonomy places the organism in Eukaryota, Fungi, Ascomycota, Leotiomycetes, Thelebolales, Thelebolaceae. The transcript is spliced from 4 exons. Bases 219 to 2330 code for a protein of 703 amino acids. Gene Ontology annotation, molecular function: zinc ion binding; DNA-binding transcription factor activity, RNA polymerase II-specific; DNA binding. The record is from RefSeq and is a predicted model, not a curated record. Gene Ontology annotation, biological process: DNA-templated transcription; regulation of DNA-templated transcription.
CAACACGUCGUCAGCCCGUAUGUCAGCGCCAUUUAUCUCUUUCUCUCCCAUCUACUCUUUUGUUGAUGUCUAUGCUCAUGGUUUGCAAAUCAAAUCCCCGUCGCUGAGCUCUCUUGUCUCCACCAAGCUUGAAGAAGCCAGUGUUUUGAACUUCUGAGACUCCAAGGCCCACUGUGCACUGAAGGGUGGUUGUCCGUGUUCUAUAUCCGUUCCACGGCAUGUCUACAGAAGAGCCAACCACGGCGCAGCUUCAGAGCACCGUCUCCAAGCCGCCGAAAGUAUUCUCUUGUGUUCUUUGUGCCCAACGCAAGGUAAAAUGCGAUAGAAAGCAACCAUGCUCCAACUGCAUCAAAGCUGGUAUUAGUUGCACUCCUGGGGCCCCGCCGAAGCCUAGAAGCCGCCGCAGACGAGUCAUCGAGACUGAUGUGGCUGCACGGCUUCAGAGAUAUGAGGAACUCCUGCGUCGCCACGGUAUUAAGCUCGACGAGCUUGACGACCCCGUCAUCUCAGCCCGCCCUGGUGUAGCCAGCGCCAGUGUGGAUGGUGCCAACUCAAGUCAUAUAUCCGCUGUUGUUGGAAAGGAUGGAUUACCACUUUACGCGCCCAAUAAUCUCUGGUCAACACUUAGUGAUGAGAUUCUUGACGCUUCCUCCGACGACGAGAGAGACCUGGCCAUUCGUGUAGCGAAUCAGUCUCUUGACAGCGAACCAAGCACCCCUCCCAAGAUUGAACUUGAAUUAUUUGAUCUCGAUACGCCGCUUCCUGACCUGAGCUCUCUGCAUCCUGAGCCACUUCAGAUAUUCCGACUUUGGCAGACAUUUUUGGAUAAUGUCCACCCACUAACGAAGCUAAUACACGCGCCAUCAAUCCAGCAAGAGAUAAGCCGCGCAAGUGGUUCGCCUCAAACUUUUACCAAACCAAUGCACGCCUUGAUGUUCUCAAUAUAUAGUUGUUCAAUAGCCUCGAUGAGAGACGAGGAUUGCAUGGAAAUACUAGGCGAAGACAGAGCAUUGGCUCACCGACGCUUUGCUGGUAUUGCAAAGAAGGCCCUCACAGUCGCGGGUCUACUCACGACACGGGACACGAUGGUGUUACAAGCCUUUGUGUUAUUUUUGCUUUCCAUCCGUAAUGUUUAUGAUGCACAAGAUCUAUGGAUUCUUACUGGUGUCGCUGUCCGCCUCACUGAACGGCUCGGACUCAAUCACGAACCAUUAUUGGAUUCGCUUUCCGUCUUCAAUGCCGAGUACGGACGGCGAAUCGUUUGGCAGAUAGCCAUUUUGGAUGGGCAUACAGCAGGUCGAGCACGAAUAGACACCUCUCGCACUCUAUACCGAGGGGAUACCAAGUUUCCCCUAAACGUCAAUGAUGCUGACCUGGAUAUCAAUAUGCGGGAACGACCCCAAGAGCAUCUUGGAGUUACAGAGAUGGUAUUUUGCCUGAUCAGAUGUGAAUUCGGCAGCCAGCUUCACAAUCAGGCCGCCAUUGAAGGGAAUAAUAUGCUGCGUUUGCUAGGCAACCCCUCCACUCCUGUCGCCGAGAAGGAGACCUUCAUCAGCAAACUGGAGAGUAUUUUCGAGGAAAAGUAUGUAAAGCACUGCGAUCCAGCCAUCCCGCUCCAGCUAUUAGCGAUGGUGAUGGUUAAGGUCAUGUUCGGCAGGCUUCGGCUUGCUGCUCGCCACCCACGAAGGUUUCGAGACCGGGGGGCAACCAUGUCACAGGAGGAGAAAGACUCUUUGUUUGCUAUAUGUCUCAUGAUGAUCGAGUACGAUAACCAGGGUCACAGGCUCCCUGGGAUGCACAAAUUCAUGUGGCAUGUCAAGGCCAACUUCCAGCUAGAUGCAUUUGUCUACAUUCUUAAUGAAUUGCGCCACAGCAGCGUCGGCGACAGGGCUGAUCAAGCGUGGCGGGAGAUUUUGGAAUGCUUCGAACACCACAGUGACGUUCUCACUGAUACCAAGAACCCGCUACAUGUUGCAAUUGGAAAUCUUGCACUUAAGAGCUGGGGAGCCCGAGAGUCGAUGCUUGCACAUUUGGGGCAGACACUCCCAGACGGGGAGGUUCCACGUCCAAUUUCGGUUUUGCGAUCGCAACGGUCAGUUGGCGUCAGCCCAGGGAGCUAUUCGAGUGUUUCUGAUCAACGAGUUGCUGGUGAGCCAACACAGAAUCAAGCAUUCCAGGUGGCAAAUCCAACGCCUUUCGACUCUAUGGACAGUACGCCGAUAGACUGGGAGUAUUGGAAUGAACUAAUAAAUGCGUCGGGCAUAAUGAUCGACGAGACACAGUAUCAGCAGCCUAUGUACGAUGCGAGGGCUAUGAAUGAUUGGAAAUAGGGCUGCAUAUGCAGGACUGGGAUGGUUAUAUAGUUGAUUUGUAUGCGAUGAACAAUGUCCCCACCACAGCGGAGUAUAUAUAUUACAAAGUGUGGAAUUGUCGAAAAAUAUACCUAAUUCUCCUCUCUCC